CGGUUCCGGCGCGCUAGAGGCCCCGGGUGGUGAACGAGGCUCCGGCACCAUGUCUGGUUUGUCUGGCCCACUCUCCUGGCCUGGCCCUCGCCCCUGUGCGUUGCUCCUUCUGUUCCUGCUCGGCCCCAGCUCGGUGCUCACCAUCUCCUUCCAUCUGCCCGUGAACUCUCGCAAGUGUCUCCGCGAGGAGAUUCACAAGGACCUGCUAGUGACGGGCGCCUACGAGAUCACCGACCAGUCGGGGGGCGCAGGCGGCCUGCGCACCCAUCUCAAGAUCACAGAUUCUGCCGGCCAUAUUCUGUAUGCCAAAGAGGAUGCAACUAAGGGGAAGUUUGCCUUUACCACGGAAGAUUAUGACAUGUUUGAAGUGUGUUUGAGAGCAAAGGUAGGAACAGGGCGGAUACCUGACCAACUCGUGAUUCUAGACAUGAAGCAUGGAGUAGAGGCGAAAAAUUAUGAAGAGAUCGCAAAGGUCGAGAAACUGAAACCCCUGGAGGUGGAGCUCCGACGCCUAGAGGACCUUUCAGAAUCAAUCGUGAAUGAUUUUGCCUACAUGAAGAAGCGGGAAGAGGAGAUGCGGGACACCAAUGAGUCCACGAACACCCGAGUCCUGUACUUCAGCAUCUUUUCCAUGUUCUGCCUCAUUGGACUGGCCACCUGGCAGGUCUUCUACCUGCGUCGCUUCUUCAAGGCCAAGAAGUUGAUAGAGUAAUGAGGCUCAGUCUUCUGUCCCCUGGUAUCUCAGCCAGCAGACAUCGCUGGGACGUGCCUGGCCUACCUAGCUCGAGGCCAUCCUACUAAAAGUACCCAGGCACAGUGGAGCUUUCUUGCCAGAACUGAUUUCUUUUGGUGUGGGAGAAUAUGGGGCACCACCUACACCCAGCAAGUCAAUGAGGACUUCUUUUUAAUGUGGUAGGAUUUGGACUGGUUUUUCAACAAGAUUAUUAAAGUCACCUAUGGAAAAACAAAACAAAAAUAGGGGUUACCUAGAUAAUGCCAAAGCCAGCAUUCGUCCUGGGUUCCCUCACGUGAUCCGUUUGAGCUGUUUGCUUUUUAUUUCCCACUUGCUCGUCACCUUGAUCUUCCGCUCUAGUUCUUCCCCCAGUAUUUCUAUGACCGUGGUCAGCUUGUCUCAUGCCAGUUGUCCUCUUCGGUAUCCUUGUGAAAACACCAUGAACUUUCUUUUGGCCCUUAGGUGAAAUGUUUACAUAGCUUCUGGUGAGAUCUUCAUAAUUCUAUGUCUCCUAAAAGGGUCUUGGAUGGGUCACAUAAAAAAUGUGAGCUAUGAACUGUAGGUAAUCUCCUCAAAGAAAAUCUCAAUUUUAGACAAUUAAAAUGUUCAUGUUCAACUGCUUGAACUCCAUGUGUGUGUGUUUAGUUCUGUCUCAAUUUGUCACGUGUAGAUCCCAGUGAUCAUUUCAAGGUACUGUCCUUCCCUUCUCAGCUCAGCUUCUCUAGUCUGCUUGCCACUUCUGUAACUUUGUUACUUUGUUAUGCAGAUGGAUCAUCAAGAGUGUAACCUUUGGAGGUUGACUUCCCACUCAGUAUAAUCCCUGUGAAAUGCCCCUCCAGGUUGUCGCAUGUAUUGCUAGUUGAUUCCUUUUAGUUGCUGAUCCUCCUCCAGGUUAUGGAUGGUAGGCAUUGUGCUUAAAGGUCAUUAUGGGUGGGUUUGGGGAUUUGGCCCUUAACUAGUAAGGCUCUUAUGUGAAUGCAAGUUUUCAUCACUCUGGGAUGAAUGCCUAAGCCGGCAUUUGCUCUGCUGUGUGGGAAGUAGUUCUUAAAAGAAACUUCCCUGCUCUGGUCUAGAGUGGCUAUAGCAUGUUACGCUCCUCAUUCUCAUUAGUAUUUCUUAUCAUUGGUGUUUUAACUUAGCCCCUUGAAUAGGUACCUGUAAUAUCUCAUUAUGGUUUUAAUUUGCAUUUUCCUUUCAUGUGCUAGUCAUUUGCCAUCUGUUUGUCUUUGUCGGUGGAAUGUCUGUUCAUGACUUUUGUCCAUUUUCUACCUGGAUCACUUGUUCACGUCGCUGUGGAGUUUUGUGUAAGUCUUCUAUCAGACGUGCGGUUGCUUGAAUUUUUCACAUAACUUCUACCAGGGAAAAAUAACUACAUUUUACCAGCCCUUCAUGCAUGGCCAGUCACUGACUCCUAAUUCCUGUCCUUAAAAAGCAAAGCCAAGGUUCACUUGUUGGGAGUAUUAAGCACCUCAAGGCCAAGUCUAAUGUACAAAAGAGAUGUGAGGCUGGGAGUGUUCCUCAAUGGUCAAGUGCUUGCCUGACACACGGAAGGCUCUGGGCCUGAUCCCAGCACUAAGGGAAAGUAGCUCCAAAUGUUUGUGAACAGGAAAAACAUUCCUUUGUCAUCUGAGACCUUUCCCACUUCUCCCAGGACAGUAGGGAGGAGUUCUUUCUGUAGUCUUUCUACCCUGCUUGUCUUAAUUGCCCUGCUGAGAAUUACAGGACUUGGGUUCAUGUUGCUUGCAGUAAAAAAGUGGACUAUGGAAAUUAUCAGAGAACACUGUUAGGUUGACCCAGAUGCAGUACGAGGGUGAAAGGGAAUGAUUUAUGUUGUUAAAGUUCCUGGCUGUUCUGUUAAGGUUCCAGUUACUGUAAACUCCAAAGCCUUUGUGGCAUGUCUUGUGUGGCAUGAAGCGGUCUCUGGUACAAUACUGCCAUCUGCUGUUGUAAAAUGACAAGUCUUGCUCCUAAGAAUUUAGAAGUUGAGUCCUCACCUUAUAUAACAACAGAUGUUCAGGAAUCUGUAACAUUCAUAUAUCAAAUGAUAGAGGAACAAUUCAAGUAGGAAAAGAAUAAACAAAGUUUUGGGUCAGAAUCCAUCUGUAGACUUAAAUGCAAAACCGUAGCCUGUGCCAUUAGCCUAACAAGAGACUCCUAUUUCUGACUUGUGCCUUUCCCCCUUUUAAGGAGCAAUGAAAGCUACUCUGUUAGUUAUGGUUUUUCUGUUCUAAAAAUGUCAAAGAAAGUAGGAGAAAGUAGAAUAAGUGUUUUGUCCAUAUUUUUUGUUUCCAAGUACGGCUCUAACCUUAAGCUUUGUAGAACUGAAAUUCUUUCAAGUCCUUUUCUUUGUUUUGAUUCAUGCCAAAAACAACCAACUUGGACAUUGUGUUUUCAGUUACUAAGUUAAUUGAAGAGCAGUUGCCUUUGACAACAGACUAGCACAAAACCAUAUCAACUUUAUAAACAGGUAUAUUAUCUGCUUCCCUCCAUCUUCAGCAUAUUCAAAAUAAUCUGAGAAUAAUAGUUUCAAGAAACUUUGUUAUAUACCAUUGUCAUGAACCCCCAUCAGAGCCAUUCUUCUGUUUGGUAAUGGAAAGAGGCAUGUGGGAUUUAUACAGACUCACCUGUUGGAGAUUUGUGUGUAACUUUCACAAAUAAAGGCUAGCAGAAACCA
Messenger RNA from Arvicola amphibius (Eurasian water vole), 3407 nucleotides. It is a transcript of the gene Tmed10, whose product is annotated as transmembrane p24 trafficking protein 10. The transcript has 5 exons. Bases 50 to 712 code for a protein of 220 amino acids. The record is from RefSeq and is a predicted model, not a curated record. Gene Ontology annotation, biological process: intracellular protein transport; Golgi organization; endoplasmic reticulum to Golgi vesicle-mediated transport. Gene Ontology annotation, cellular component: endoplasmic reticulum-Golgi intermediate compartment; COPII-coated ER to Golgi transport vesicle; Golgi apparatus. Lineage: Eukaryota; Metazoa; Chordata; Mammalia; Rodentia; Cricetidae.